AUGGCCGCGACACCGUGGCAAGUGGGUGAUAGGGUGACCAUUGCGCAGACGCAGCUUUGUGGCACCAUCAAGUUCAUCGGUGUCACAGAGUUUGCUGGCGGCGAAUGGAUGGGCAUCGAACUGGACGAGAAGGCGGGCAAGAACAACGGCUGCGUCAAGGGCAAAGCCUACUUUGACUGUAAGCCGGACUACGGAAUCUUCGUGAGGCCCACGGCCGUGGCGAGGAUUCCUCCGAGCAGCAGAAGAAGGUCUUCUGCAGUUCCGGAUCCUACGCUGCAGCCGCCAUCUGCGCCAGCCUCGCCCAUCAAGCAAGCACUGCUUGGGCUGCCGUCGCCGUCGGCGGCAGCAGCCGCUAGACGAAGCAGCCUUCGAACCAGCAGGAGAGAGGAGGAAGGAGAUCGGAGCCGAGAGAUUCAAAAGGCGAGCGUGCAGCUGGAACUCGCUGAGGCGAUGGAGGACCACGAUGUGGAUGCCAUUCGCCGCAUGCUGCCAGCUGCGCAUAAUCUGGGCAUUGCACGAGAAGAGAUCGCAGCAGCACAGCGGAUAUUGAGCUGGGAGCUCAAACAGAGUAUGCAGAUGGAAGUCAAGGCCGUAAGCAGGUCUGUCUCGGAGCUGUCGGAGGCUGUGGGGCGCCUGGAGGCGGUUUCAUCCACGCCUGCAAGUCCAGCUACCAGCUCAGCGGUGAGCCGUCUCGGAGAGGAGCUUCAGAAGAGAGUAUGGCAAAGUUUGGAGAGCAAGAUCCAUCAGAUUGUGGACGGUGCUCUGUCGAGGGCUUCAACAAGAGCAGGCAAGACAGCUUCACAUCCAUUAGAGGCGUAUGGAUUCGAGCAUUUCGAUCUCAAUGGCGACGGGAUAGUCACCAGAGAAAUCUUCGAAGAGGCUCGCAAGAAGAUCAUGGCAGGUCAGUUGCAGGAGCCGAUGAAGGCCACUGCCAACUCCGAGCCCCCUUCCCUCUCAAGGCCCUCCUACCCCGAAGCUACAAAAAGUCUCUUGCGACACCUCUACUCUCGUGCUGCUCGAAGCCUGGAAAAGCUCGAGAACCACGACGCCACGCGCUUCGUGGUCGGGCGCUUGUUGAGCAGAGGCCUGCAGAGAGCGCUCACGCUCGGACCUGCGUCGGAUGCUUUGGCUGAUGCAAAGCGAGACAUCGCAGCCAUUCGUGCGUCCAGGUUGCGGAUCGAAGAUGCGACGAGGAAGGCAGAAGAGUUAGUUAAUGCGGCUUCAACCAGGGUGCAGGCUGCGGCACGUGGGCGACUGGUCCGUCGCGAGAAGGAUCUGGUGAAGAAGAGCACAAUCACACUUCAGCGGGCCCUCCGUCGGCUGAAGCACCGGAGACAAGGCAAGAAGCUCGACUUUUCUGUGGUGGUCGCGGCCGCCACGGAACAGCGAAAGGCAGGCUUGGUGACCGUGGUGCAGGGCAGCUUGAUCGGCUCGAUCCUGUCGAACUUGCUUUUGGUCUUAGGAAUGGCCUUCCUUGCAGCCGGCUUUGUCCAGAAGGAGAGUGUCUUCAACGAGAUGGGGGCGGCGGCGAAUGUGGUUUGCCUCGCGUUGGGAGCCGUGGCUCUGGCAUUGCCUGCCGUGUUCACAACCAUCCCAGGAACUUCAAAGCAGGAUGUUUUGGAGGUCUCUCGCGCUUCCUCGGGCGUUGUUGCUGCAGCUUACAUCUGCUUUCUGGUUUUUCAGCUCUGCACCCACUCGGAGAUGUUUGCCGGGGAGGAGGACGACGACGAAGAGGCCAACCUAGGGCUUGGUCCUGCCAUCCUGAUUCUGCUCCUGGCCACAGUGGCCGUAGCCUUCUGUUCCGAGCUCCUGGUGGAUUCCAUCGAGGGGGUGACCGAGGAUUAUGGGCUUCCAGAGGCCUUCAUAGGGGUCAUCCUCCUUCCCAUUGUGGGCAAUGCCGCAGAGCAUGCGACA
Molecule: messenger RNA, 1914 nt
Organism: Symbiodinium sp. CCMP2456
Lineage: Eukaryota; Dinophyceae; Suessiales; Symbiodiniaceae
Source: the annotation of a GenBank genome assembly